This is a messenger RNA of Manacus vitellinus (golden-collared manakin), 2224 nucleotides long. It is a transcript of the gene MAPK8, whose product is annotated as mitogen-activated protein kinase 8. The record is from RefSeq and is a predicted model, not a curated record. The coding region runs from base 156 to 1439 and encodes 427 amino acids. Gene Ontology annotation, molecular function: ATP binding; JUN kinase activity. Gene Ontology annotation, cellular component: cytoplasm; nucleus. The transcript has 12 exons. NCBI's taxonomy places the organism in Eukaryota, Metazoa, Chordata, Aves, Passeriformes, Pipridae. Gene Ontology annotation, biological process: protein phosphorylation; JNK cascade.
UUUCCGUGGUCAUUACUUUUAUUCAUAGGAGCUCAUAUGUGAGAUCUCUGACGAGCCAGUUUUCCUUCUCUGUCCUGGACUGACUGUAUGUGUUUCCACAUCAGUGGCAGGCCAGAAGCGAAAUUUGGAUGAACUGAACUAACUAAGUCGCCGUCAUGAGUAGGAGCAAGCGUGACAACAAUUUCUACAGCGUUGAAAUUGGAGACUCUACUUUCACUGUAUUGAAACGAUAUCAGAAUUUGAAACCAAUAGGAUCAGGAGCACAAGGGAUAGUAUGUGCAGCUUAUGAUGCCAUCCUUGAAAGGAAUGUUGCAAUCAAGAAGUUAAGCCGACCGUUUCAGAACCAAACCCAUGCUAAGAGAGCCUACAGAGAGCUUGUUCUUAUGAAGUGCGUUAAUCACAAAAACAUAAUCGGCCUACUGAAUGUGUUCACACCACAAAAAUCCCUGGAAGAAUUUCAAGAUGUCUACAUUGUGAUGGAGCUCAUGGAUGCAAAUCUCUGCCAAGUGAUUCAGAUGGAGCUAGACCAUGAACGAAUGUCCUAUCUUCUUUAUCAAAUGCUGUGUGGUAUCAAACAUCUUCAUUCAGCUGGAAUUAUUCAUAGGGAUUUAAAGCCCAGUAAUAUAGUAGUAAAGUCAGACUGCACUUUGAAGAUUCUUGACUUUGGACUGGCCAGAACUGCAGGAACUAGUUUUAUGAUGACGCCUUAUGUAGUGACUCGUUACUACAGAGCACCAGAGGUCAUCCUAGGGAUGGGAUACAAAGAAAACGUGGAUUUAUGGUCUGUGGGGUGCAUUAUGGGCGAAAUGGUUUGCCACAAAAUCCUCUUUCCAGGAAGGGACUAUAUUGAUCAAUGGAAUAAAGUUAUAGAGCAGCUAGGAACACCAUGCCCCGAAUUUAUGAAGAAAUUGCAGCCUACAGUCCGAACUUAUGUGGAGAACAGACCUAAAUAUGCUGGAUAUAGUUUUGAAAAACUCUUUCCAGAUGUCCUUUUUCCUGCUGACUCUGAACACAAUAAACUUAAAGCAAGUCAAGCAAGGGAUUUGUUAUCAAAAAUGCUGGUUAUAGAUGCCUCUAAAAGAAUCUCUGUGGAUGAAGCCCUGCAGCACCCAUACAUCAAUGUUUGGUAUGAUCCAUCAGAAGCAGAAGCUCCUCCACCAAAGAUACCAGAUAAGCAGUUAGAUGAGAGGGAGCACACGAUAGAAGAAUGGAAAGAGUUGAUAUACAAGGAAGUCAUGGACCUGGAGGAGAGAACCAAGAAUGGGGUUAUACGCGGCCAACCAGCCCCUUUAGGUGCAGCAAUGAUCAAUGGCUCUCAACAUCCAUCUUCAUCAUCAUCUGUCAACGAUGUGUCUUCAAUGUCAACAGAUCCAACAUUGGCCUCUGAUACAGACAGCAGUCUAGAAACCUCAGCUGGACCUCUGGGUUGCUGUAGAUGACUACUUGGUCUUUUGGGGGGUGGGAGGGGGGUCCUUUUAGUCAUUAAUAGGGCACUUUUAAAAUUUGGUGGUAUUUUUGAGUGUUUUUUCAAAAAUAAUCAUGAAAUUCAUCAUAAAGUGCUGUAAUUUCAAACUGUAAGUUGUGUUAAAAGCAGCCACUUUUUUGCUGUAAUUAACUGUAAAAUAUUAAACCUGAUAAUUUUUAUUGUGGUUUUAAAAUCUGCAUAUUUGCUUUACUAUUAUGCUGCUGAUCUUUUUUUACUGAAUUUGUAAGAUUUGUUUUAUCAAAGCACAUAUUAAUGUUGUGGUCAUUACCAUAUAAUGAAUUAUUUAAGAUUUUAUAGGUUUUCAAUUUUUUAAUUAGAAUUUAUUCCAGAUGUUUUGUUCAUGAUAUCCUUCAGAGUUUUAUGCUUGGUCAUACAUCUGUGGUCUAGGUGAAGGGGGAGAGAAUUCAGUGCAGCCAGCUGUAGUUUUGGGCAUACUACUGUGGUGCUGGCAGUGAAAAAAAUCCUCUUUUAUUUUGGCCACUUGCCUAUAAUACUUCAGCAAAAGCAACAAUUAGUAAGUUUUUUUAGAGAAAAAAAAUCCUUUGCAAAAUAACAUUGUGUGAAUGGGUUUAUGAACAUAAGAAAGCAAAGCAUAUCUUCAAAGCUGCAGAAAUACCCAGCCUAGCAAAGUAAUGUGAUGUUUUCUGCAGAGUUGUGGCAUGCCAAAUCUUGUGAUCACCAUAAAACCCAAGGAUACUUCAUGAAUAAUGCAUUGCAAUGCCAAUAAACUGUUUACUU